AUGGCGAAAAGAAUCGUCCACGAUGUCUGGCGCUUUGAGUAUAGACAGGCCACCUCGCCUGGAGAAGAGCCAUCAGCUGCUGAGCUGGCUCUUAAGCAGCAGCGGAAGACUUCGGACAAUCCGUUCCAGGAAUAUCUUAAACGAAACCGCUUCACGUCGCCAGAUGCAGGUCAAGAUGGCGUCACGCCGGUCGAGGAUGAAUAUCUCCAUUGGAUUACGUACUGCGAAAGCGGCGAUGGCUCCAUCGACGAUCCUCUGGCUUACUGGCACGAGAAGCGCCGCAAGUAUCCAAACCUAUCGCGAAUGGCGCUUGAUUAUCUCACGAUACAACCAAUGUCUGCUGAGUGUGAGCGUCUUUUCUCGGCAGCAGGUCGGAUGGUGAGCCCUCUGCGCCACCAACUUGAAGCCCAGAUUAUCGGGAUGUGCCAGGUAUUGCGCUCAUGGCUGAGGGCGGGCAUUAUCCAUGGCUUAGAUCCCUUCUUUAUUUCGGUAAACGAAGAACCAGUCGAUAGCGAAUUAGCCCAGAUGUCUGAGCAAGAGCUCGAGGCAUGGGCAACAAAGUGGCUUACUCAGAUUACGAGCGUUCAAGAGGAGAUGGAAGCUAGUUGGGGAUAA
This is a messenger RNA of Metarhizium robertsii ARSEF 23, 615 nucleotides long. Its product is annotated as HAT dimerization. The record is from RefSeq and is a predicted model, not a curated record. The transcript is spliced from 2 exons. Lineage: Eukaryota; Fungi; Ascomycota; Sordariomycetes; Hypocreales; Clavicipitaceae. Gene Ontology annotation, molecular function: protein dimerization activity. The coding region runs from base 1 to 615 and encodes 204 amino acids.